CUCUACCCGGUAUUCAUGUCAACACCCUCCAAGACCUUAUCACAACCCCCAUCAGCACGGGUCAAACGCGACGAGGGGUCCCCAACCACCCCAGCCGACAACACCACCAACACCCCCACCCCUGGACGCCUGCUGCCCGCGCACGCCACCGUGCCGUGCCAGCUGUUGCGUGAAAACCACAGCCCAACCCGCCUGCCCACCUCACAAGCCUCCGCCUCCUUCUCCUCCUCCUCCUCCUCCUCCUCCUACUCUGUCGGGAGCAACACGGAACCGACGACAUCGAGAAGCCCCAGUCCCGCCAGCCCGACGCAGUGGCCGGCCAACCCGGGAGCAAACGGGUCGGUGGACGCCAGGCUGACCGCAAUACGGACACGGUCGUCGCCGGACAACAAGACCGUCUCGCCCGUUCGCGGAGUGGAGGACAGGUGUAAAGGGCGCUCAGGUGUGCAGUUCCUACUCUGUUCCCUGGGCCUCGUCUCUGGGCGGUAUAUCGUAGCGCCCUACCUGACGGGCCAGUGGCCACGUGACCCCCCCCCCCCGUGCGAGAGACAGAGACACACAGUCGGGAGAGAAGAGGAUCACACAACAGCGCUCUGUGUCCUGGGGCAGCACCGACAGCUCAAAGAGCAGAUAGCUAAACUCAGGAGGCAGCUUCAGUGCAGUAAGCUGGAUAGCGGAGAGAGAGAGCGUGUUUCUCCACAGCAGGGAGCCAGCCAAGCGCAGGUGUCCAUGUCGAGGCCUGGCCAGAUGCCGCUGUCCAACAUCACGGUGCCCAAGGCCACCAUCUCCAGAGUGCCCAGCAGCAUGGAGGGAAUCAACCACGAGCUGGAGAAGGUCUUCAUCAGAGACAGCACUGCGGAGAGAGAGGAGCUAAAGGCGUUGGAGGUGCCGGACGGGCGGCGGGCUCCCUUCCCUCCCCAGCAGCGCAGCAGCAGCACCCACAGCGUGGACACGCAGGUCCCGUCCGCCCCCGGGCGCUCCAGCAGCUGCUCCAGCCUCUCGCCCUGCCCCUCCCCCGCCUGCCCCCCCGGCUCCCGCGACGACAGCCCCUACUACCCCGAGGACAAAGACAGCGGGAGCAGCUCCCCGCUGCCCAAGCUGGCCUCGUCGCCCAAGCCCAACAACAGCUACAUGUUCAAGCGCGAGCCGCCCGAGGGCUGCGAGAGGGUCAAGGUGUUCGAGGAGAUGGCGUCGCGGCAGCCAGACUCCGCCCCUCUGUUCUCCUGCCCGGAUAAGAACAAGGUGAACUUCAUCCCCACAGGCUCCGCCUUCUGCCCCGUCAGACUGCCCCCCGGGCCCUCGCUCUCUGUCCCCGACGACGCCGCUGGCCCCAGCUCCGCCCCCCCGGGCACGGGCAGGCUGGCCCCGCCCCUCCCCGCCCCCACUCAGGUCUCCGCGAGCACCAGCACAGACGACCUCCCCCCCGCCGAGUCGCCGCUCACCCCCACCGACGGCCAGCAGGGGGAGCCCUCGCACCCCUGCUCGCCAAAUCAGAACUCUGACAUCAGCUAAUCUCCGGUAGAGCUGGCCUCUGCUGCACACACACACGCACACACAGACACUCACACACACACACACACUCACACACACACACACACACUCAUACACACACACACACACACUCAUACACACACACACACACACAUACACACACACACACACUCA
This is a messenger RNA of Anguilla rostrata (American eel), 1665 nucleotides long. RefSeq names its product glucocorticoid induced 1a (gene glcci1a). Gene Ontology annotation, biological process: podocyte development. The record is from RefSeq and is a predicted model, not a curated record. Lineage: Eukaryota; Metazoa; Chordata; Actinopteri; Anguilliformes; Anguillidae. Gene Ontology annotation, cellular component: cytoplasm.